AUGGAGGGAAAGGUUGUGGUGCUGCUCCGCACGAGCAGCGUCGCCCGGGCCCCCGUCUACAGGCAUCUCCGGGACAAGGGUGUUGUUCUCGUGCUCGUCCACCCCGUACAUCCGGCAGUCGCGUUCGACGGUGUCUUUCAUUAUCAUCUGCUGCACGACACAAAUGACGUGGACGCGCUUGAGCCCGUGCUUGGGCGUUUUCUUAGCCUGCAUGAACUCUCGCCGGACGCCGUUAUAUCGUUUGAUGAGUACGGUGUCUACCCAGCAGCCGUGUUGGCGCAGCGCAUGGGGUUUCGGCCCGUCCCACUGCCGCCAGAGAAGCUGCGGCGAACAAACGUAAAGUCUCUCCUUCGCGAGGACUGCGCGAGAGAGGGCAUCACCUCGCCGCUGGCGGGGGUCUUGCCUCGCCCUCCAGCGGGCGAGGUCGACCUACUGGCGCACGUUCGACGUGUGUUGGCGGCGGUGGGGGUUGAGUUCCCCCUUGUGCUAAAGCCCUCCCCCGGCGCCGGGAGCCUCCUCGCAAAACUCUGUUCCAGUGCGGAGGAGGUGCGGGACCAUGCGCUGGUGAUGUGGAACGCCUUCGCCUCGCACAAUGCCACGAAGCACUUUGAGGCUGUUCUCAGUCCGACAGGGGAGAAGGAGGAGGUGCAGAUACUCUUCGAGGAGUACAUUGGCGGCCAGGAGGUGGAUUUGAACUGUUGCGUAGAAAACGGCAAGGUUGUGUUCUGCUCUAUCGACGACAACUUUGAGGUGUGUCCGCCGUACUUUGUCGAGGUGGGUGGGCUGUGCCCCACCGCCUUGCCACCCCACGAGCAAAGCCGACUGCGGGAUCUGCUGGACACAUUCGUGGCAUUCCAUGGCGAAGACCUGCAUGGGGUGCUGCACUUUGAGGCGAAGUACGACUUUGAGCGACGCCAGACGUACCUAAUCGAGGUGAAUUGCCGCCUCGGGAGCGCCGAGACGAACAGCAUGCUGCGCACUUGCUACCGUGGGCUGCAGCUGGGCGAGUCCCUCGUGCGCUGCGCGCUGGGGCUCUCAGUGACCGAGCAGCUGCUCUCCCACUACCCGGAGCGGCUAACGGAGGUGGACGGCGACGACGCCUCCUUCCCGGCGAGUUGCUACUGUGCCUCCGUGAACAUAUAUCCUCGCGCCGAAGGGGCGCUGGUGCGGGCGGAGGUGCCCACAUCUGAAAAGGCACUUGUAGACUACAGCGUGUCUGCCGUGCCAGGGGAGCUGGUGGCGCCUCCGCCAAAGAACUUCUACCUCCUCGCCUGGAUGGUGGCCCAAGGCGCGACGGCGGAGGAAGCAAAGGCGGCAAUCGCCCGCCUCACAGAAAGUUUUGUGCAAGAAAUAUCCAUGGCCCAGUGA
Molecule: messenger RNA, 1368 nt
Organism: Trypanosoma conorhini
Lineage: Eukaryota; Euglenozoa; Kinetoplastea; Trypanosomatida; Trypanosomatidae
Product: biotin carboxylase
Exons: 1
Coding region: 1-1368 (455 amino acids)
Molecular function (GO): metal ion binding; ATP binding
Source: RefSeq, a predicted model, not a curated record